Messenger RNA from Cucurbita moschata (crookneck pumpkin), 664 nucleotides. Its product is annotated as NADH dehydrogenase [ubiquinone] 1 alpha subcomplex subunit 8-B-like. NCBI's taxonomy places the organism in Eukaryota, Viridiplantae, Streptophyta, Magnoliopsida, Cucurbitales, Cucurbitaceae. The record is from RefSeq and is a predicted model, not a curated record. The transcript has 3 exons. Gene Ontology annotation, biological process: mitochondrial electron transport, NADH to ubiquinone. Bases 152 to 472 code for a protein of 106 amino acids.
CUGUCUUCCUGUCGUUCCCGUGUAAGUUAGCAUUUCUAACCCUAAUACUCUGCUAUCUCCUUACUCGGUCUGAUCUGCAUUUCUCUCAGAUUCUCACUCUUAGUUUACGGAACCCGACUCAGUGGAUUGAAAGGAAUUGAUCGAAUUAGAGAUGGCGAGCGCAGUAGAUGCUGCUGGAGAUCCAAUUCCUACAUCGGCGGUGCUAAUGUCCUCGUCAAAGCACAUUGCGAACAUGUGUCGAUCGGAGAAUGUGGCAUACCUCCAGUGCAAAAGGAAGGAUCCGAACCCGGAGAAAUGCCUCGACAAAGGCCAACAAGUCACUCGCUGCGUCCUCUCUCUGCUUAAAGAUCUUCAUCAAAGGUGCACGAAAGAUAUGGAUGCUUACGUCGGUUGCAUGUACUACAAUACGAAUGAGUUCGAUUUAUGUCGCAAAGAGCAGGAAGCAUUUGAGAAAGCAUGUCCCUUGGAAUGAUUUCCUUCAUAUAUGCAAACUGAUUCCAAUAAAUUAUUCUUGUUUGCAAAUGAGCAAGUACUGUUGUUAUUGCCUACCUUCUCUGAGUUAACCUUGUUUUCUUCAUAACAAUGCACUCUUUUGUGUAUUCUUCGGAUUGCGAACCCGAUACAUUCUUGCAAACAGAAGAUGAACCAAUCUUUUUGGCAGCCC